GCCCCACAUCCCAGAAUCCCGAAAUCGUAUUGUAGUAAGUUUAUUAUGCUCUGAUAGCUCUGCAAAAUGAUGUCAGUACCUGCUAUUGCUUUGCUCUUCUACAAUCUAUUUCUGUAUAUGCUGGCAUGGCACAUCGGGAGAAUAGAAGAGGAUCCACCCGACAAUCAGCACAGCCUCUUGCACCUCAUACCGAUAGUUGGGAAAUUUAUUGCUAACGAGCAGCCACUGAUGAAAUUUAUGAUGGAUGACCCAUUCAGUGAGUUCGGGGACAGGUUUUGGAUCACAAAUCUGGGGAUAAACCUACUGCUACUGAUGCCAGCUGUCUUCCAGCCCCGCGAACUCAGAACCAGGCUAGUGAUAGUUCCAGUGAUUUUAAUUUGGAAUUUGUUCGUCUUCCAGCGGGUUCUGGUGUAUAUUUUGAUGACCGCUUGGGCACUCUGGCAGGGACAGAUGGGCCACGAGGUCUUUCAGUUUAUCUUUUGCGGCCUGGCGAUGAGCACCCUUCACAUGGCUCUCAUCUGUAGGUCUAUAUGUUUCUUAGUCGAAGAAGAAAUCUGUAGCAAGUCCUGACCUUUGCUCAAAAUGAUGCCGUCACAGUCCAUGGCGCCUUUAAGUGGGUCCCCGUCCGCCCUUCCGACAUCCGUCCCCGUCUUAGUUUUGCUACAAAUACUGGGCCAUCGGUUCAACUAAUAAAUAUCCCAGAGAAAACACACAUAUAGAGGUUUCCCCU
This is a messenger RNA of Drosophila guanche, 730 nucleotides long. RefSeq lists its product as uncharacterized. Lineage: Eukaryota; Metazoa; Arthropoda; Insecta; Diptera; Drosophilidae. The record is from RefSeq and is a predicted model, not a curated record. The transcript has 3 exons. The coding region runs from base 67 to 570 and encodes 167 amino acids.